Messenger RNA from Heterocephalus glaber (naked mole-rat), 1849 nucleotides. The record is from RefSeq and is a predicted model, not a curated record. Lineage: Eukaryota; Metazoa; Chordata; Mammalia; Rodentia; Bathyergidae.
AACCGCCCUAGCCGCGGCUGCCGGCGACGCCCCAGAGCGGAAGAGGGAAGUGAGUCGCGCCGGGCUGCGGGUUCGGACCGGGCUGGGCUUGUGAGGUAGAGCCAGCGCCGAGAGGAGGCCUUCGCUGCCAGUCGGGAUCCGGGAUGGCGAAGAACACGGUGUCGUCGGCCCGCUUCCGGAAGGUGGACGUGGAUGAGUACGAUGAGAACAAGUUCGUGGACGAGGAAGACGGGGGCGACGGCCAGGCCGGGCCCGACGAGGGCGAGGUGGACUCCUGCCUGAGGCAAGGAAAUAUGACAGCUGCUCUCCAGGCAGCUCUGAAAAACCCCCCUAUCAACACCAAGAGUCAGGCAGUGAAGGAUCGGGCAGGCAGCAUUGUCUUGAAGGUGCUUAUCUCUUUUAAAGCUAAUGAUAUUGAAAAGGCUGUUCAAUCUCUGGACAAGAGUGGUGUGGAUCUCCUAAUGAAGUAUAUUUAUAAAGGCUUUGAGAGCCCCUCUGACAAUAGCAGUGCUAUGUUACUACAAUGGCAUGAAAAGGCACUUGCUGCUGGAGGAGUAGGAUCCAUUGUUCGUGUCUUGACUGCAAGGAAAACCGUGUAGUCCAGCAGGAACUGGCUAUCCACCAUGCGAGUUGAUGGUACAAAGACCAAAACAACCAAAUGCCACCGCUGCCCUGUGGGUAGCACCUGUUUCUCUCAGCUUUGCCUUGCUUCCUUUUCGUAUCUGUAAAGAAGAAUAUUAUGUAUCAGUUUUUUCUUUAAUGAAAAUCAGGAUAAUGUAGAGGAAAUUUUGUUUCAACAAGAGUAUUUCACUUUGACAUAAUCAUUUCAAUGAUGUGUAUACCAGUCUAUAUAUAGUAUAAUUUACAUUCAACUUUAAUUGUGCAAUUUUUAACUCCUAUUGGCUGGAUUUUAUGUUGUUUUAUAUUAUUUUUAAUUAAUACUGAGAUUUGAUCAGAAUUUGAGGCCAGUUUCCUAACUCAUUGCUAGUGAGGAAAUGAUCUCUAUUUUUUAAAAAAAAGUAUAUAUGUGAGACUGGCAGCUAUUAACAUUGCACAACUGGACCAUACUUCCCUUAUUUAAGCAAAAUGUGUUUUCAGAACAAGUAGUGGGUAAACACCACUACUAGUUUCCAGUUUUAUGUCUGUUUGCCUCCAGAUUAUCUAUGCUGGGUUUAAGUAUGCUACUACUUUUUAGCAUCCAAUUAUCAUGGCCUCUCAAGUUCUUUGUGGUCACCCAGGGUCCAGAGCAAGGAGUCUUGCUCUAUACAGAUGUAUCUAUAAAAUACUAGAGCCUGUUUGGCAGGAACAUCAAAUUUUUCUUCCCAUAAUAUGGCUCUGUUUGGGGAAACUACUCCAAAUUAGAAAGGAUGCAGAAACGAUGCUGUAAUUCUAAUUCUGGGCAGCCCUUGAAUGAAAUACUAUUUUCUUUAGAAAUAUAGUAGCUGCCUUAUAUAUUAUAUGGUAUAUAACAAGUACUUAAUAUACCAUUUGAUAUACCCUGUAAAUGUCUUCAGUAUUCUUCAGGGUAAUUGGGUCUCAAAGAAUUUGGUUCCGAUCCAAACAAAUAUAGUCUGUGUUUCAGCUCAGUGUUUUUUAAGAAAGAAAAUGCCACGCAGCAAAAAAUUGUUUACUUUGUUGGACAAACCAAAUUGGUUUUCAAAAAAUGACCGGUGCUUGUAAAAAUUUGUUAGUAUUCAGUGGUUCCAAAAUAAACUACCUGAAUGCAUAUGACCAAGAGAGAAAUCAGCCUGUGUCUAGUAUUUACAUUGGAUACCAGUUUCAUAAUCACUGACUUAUGUGAAAACUGGUGCAGAAAUUCUAUAAACUCUUUGCUGUUUUUGAUACCUGC